CGAUGGCGUCGGGCGACGCAGCCAUCGUACGCUGUCACGUAGAAACCCAGCAGCUCUGGUCGCAAAACCCGAUUUGUCAAGCCAAAAAUUCUCGGUGCGGCUGCAAGAGCGGCGGUUACGCGGCAGAACAAGCAACCCUCACGCCAGUAAACGCAGCGCUCGCCCCACACGCUAUCGACGCGGAGCGCCAGCGGCAGAAGUUCCGGCGAGCAGCCAGCGCUCUCCUUGGGUGCAGCGACCCCAGGAAAGAGCACACCCCGCGUUGGCGGAAGAGCCGCAACGCCACCGCCGCGUGGAUAAAAGCACGCUCUGCAGCGGCCACGGGAAAAAAUGCUGAAGACGCGCAUCGAGCACGCCCAGAGCCAGGUGCGGCGGCGGCGGCGGCGCGGCCUGUCGCGCGACUGGCGGAAGUUCGGCGAGAAGUGGCGCGGCUCCAAGGCCGCGGCGCUCGGCGCGAACCUCGUCGGCGCGAUCGGCUGCAUUUUGGGGAACAAGCACGUCAUGACGCACGGCGCGCGCGCGCCGCUGUUCCUGACGUUUAUGGGGUACUUGCUGAUCGUGCUCUAUCACCAGCUCCAGCGCACGCGGAAUAUAGGGAUUGCGCCCGUGUUCGACGUGGAGGGCGCGCAGCUGCCGCCGUAUCGACCGCCCACAAAAGUCGUGGUCGCUCUGGUACUGCUGACGGCGACGGCGCCGUCGCUCGCGAACGCGUCGCUCAUGUUCAACAGCGUGGGAUUCACGCAGCUGAGCAAGGUGCUGACGACGCCGUCGAUCGCCUUCAUCGAGCGCGCGCGGGGCCACGGCCACCCGCUCGACGCGCCCCGUUUGUUGUCCAUGGUCUUCAUCCACGUCGGCGUCUACGUCGCGUCGGUCGCCGACGUGACGCUGAACCGGACGGGCUGCCUCGUGGCGCUCGCGAACGUCUGCGUCACGGCGCGCUACAAGACGGCCUGGUCGUCGGCGUCGCGCGACGCGAUUGCGCGGCGGCGCGCGACGCGCGCGGCGCACGAGGCCGCGCAGACGCUCGCGCUCGACGAGCGCGCGGCCGUGCGGGAGCUCGUCGAGCACACGCUCCCGUGGGCCGCCGCCGCGCUCAUUCCGUUUAUCGUAUUCUUCGAGGCGGCCGCGCUGCGGAACAUGGUCGCGACGUACGACGCGCUGGCCUACGCGCGGCUCUUCUGCAUCGCGGUGCGCGGCCGCGUUCUACGCCAUCGCCGCGACGCCAUCACCGCGAUACGCUACGCAGGUGCUCGGCGCGUGGACGUCGGCGACGGGCUACAUGGUCAUCGGCCGCCUGAGCGCGCUGACGCACCAGGUCCUCGGCCAGUUCAAGAUGGCCUGCCUGCUGCUCGGGUCCUACGUCGUGCUCGGCGCGGACUUGAAUCGGCAGCAGCUCGGCGGCGCGUCGCUCACGAUGGCCUCGAUCGUGCUCUACACGCGGUGCACGCUCGCGCAGCGGCGGCGCCUCGAGGCGCGGCGCCGCGGCGACGAGCCUUUGGGGCGUUCGCCGUCCGAGGACCCGCUCCUCUCGCCGGGGCGGCGGCGGAAGGUCGCGAACGGGCACUCGUCGUCGUCGCGGCGGAUGCCGGGGGUGCUGAGCGCGUCGCGGUCCUCGAGGGCUGGGGUGGCGGUGGUGUAGUAGGGAUGUUUAGUGGUUUA
This is a messenger RNA of Pelagomonas calceolata, 1659 nucleotides long. The record is from the annotation of a GenBank genome assembly. Lineage: Eukaryota; Pelagophyceae; Pelagomonadales; Pelagomonadaceae.